AUGUCAGGAAAUCGUUGUCUUCCACGAACAACAAAAAAAACUUUAUUAAUUAAAGAAUUUAAUAAUUAUUUAUUGGAGUCAUAUAAAUCACAUGAUUCAAAUGAUGAAAAAUAUGAAUUAAUAAAUAAAUUUAAAAUACUAUUUGAGAAAAAUGAUUAUAAAAAUAUGAAAAAAAUAUUUUUGGAGUUGAUAGAAGAAAAUAAUCAGUUAUCUAAGAAAUUAGAUGUUUUAGAUUCUGUUGAUCAUCUUAAGGAAUCCAGAUGUAUGCCUAAAUUUAGAUCUGAAUUUCCAGAGAUAUUUGAAAAAAUAAAUACUUUAACAAUGGAAAAAUAUCUUUUAGAAGUUGAAAAUAAAAGACUAAGAUUAGAAGUAAAACAGUUACAUGAUGCAAAUAUAAAAAGAUUAGAACCUUUACUAGAAAAGUCUAUUAAAUGUUUCCAUUGUCAUAAUACAUUUAGAUAUUGUUUUGAUGAAAAUGAAAAAUUUAAUAUUGAAAGAUUCGAAAGGAUGUCAAAAACAUUUAACAAAGGAAUCAAUACAUCAAUGGGUAACAUUUGUUAUAUACCUGUUGUUGAGAAUGGUCAAACUACGACGGUGAAAAAAUCUUCAGUUGAUGAGGAUAUAAAUGAUGGGAAACGUGUAACAGAAGAGUGGUUAAAAAAAAUAAAACGUUCCCAAAAAUCUACAAAACCCUAUCACAUGCUUAUAUCUGAUAGACAAAGGAAAAAUAGAAAUAUAAAAAUGUUAAAAGCAAUGUAUAAAGCAAAUGCUGGAAACAAAAUUGAUCCUGAAACAAUUGAUUACAUUAUAAAUGAAACAGGAUAUGAAGGACAAUUAAAAUUUUCAAUAUCAAUUGAAGAAUUAUCUCCAAUUAUAAUGCAUCAUAAAUUUUCAAACAGAGGUUUAUUUGCUUUAAAAGCUUUAAUUGAUGGUAAGGCUGGAUGGAAAGUUUUUCCAACAAGGCAACAAAUAGCUAGUGUACGUGCCGAUACAUAUGAAAAUCUUCUAAAUAACAAUAGUACUCUAGAAAAUUCAAUUGAUGAUGACAAAAUAGAUAAUUUAAGAAGUUCAAAAAACACACCAGAACAAUGUACUACAAUAUCUAAAGAUGGAGAUGAUAUCAAAGAAGAAAAUACAUUAUAA
Messenger RNA from Strongyloides ratti, 1143 nucleotides. RefSeq lists its product as hypothetical. The transcript has 2 exons. Bases 1 to 1143 code for a protein of 380 amino acids. Lineage: Eukaryota; Metazoa; Nematoda; Chromadorea; Rhabditida; Strongyloididae. The record is from RefSeq and is a predicted model, not a curated record.